Messenger RNA from Rhinichthys klamathensis goyatoka, 2073 nucleotides. It is a transcript of the gene fbxo31, whose product is annotated as F-box protein 31. Lineage: Eukaryota; Metazoa; Chordata; Actinopteri; Cypriniformes; Leuciscidae. The record is from RefSeq and is a predicted model, not a curated record. The coding region runs from base 83 to 1762 and encodes 559 amino acids. The transcript is spliced from 10 exons. Gene Ontology annotation, molecular function: protein binding.
CGCACGCACACGCACGCCCCGGAGGAGCUCUGCAGAACAGGUGACUGACUGACAGCAGUGGUUGUGCGGUGAUGAUGAUGUAAUGUUGCUACAGAUGGCGGUGUGUGCCAGGCUCUGUGGAGUGGGUCAGUCGCGGCGGUGCCGGAGGCGGCAGAGGCACAGCCAGGAUCAGAACAGCGACUCCGAGGUGGACAUGGACGACGAGGAGGAAGAGGAGAGGGUCGUGGGCAAAAUGAAAGACGAGCCCAAUGGCAGCAGCUGUCAGAACAGGCGCGGCGCGGGGCCUAGCGGGGCCGGGGGACUCUGCGGUUCUGCGGACUCUGCUGGGCCUCCACACCCGCAGUCACUGCUGGAUCUUCCGCCGGAGCUUCUUGUUCAGAUCUUCUCUUCUCUGCCCGGCACUGCGCUGCCCAACCUGGCGCUGGUGUGCAAGAAAUUCAGGCAGAUUCUCAACACGGAAACAAUCUGGAGGAGAAGAUGCACAGAGGAAUUCGGUAUGAGAGAUGACCUGCGGAAGAUGGAGACAGUGGGAAUGUCGAGCCGAGAUCUGUAUGUGAAACGUGUGAACCCGCAGGUGAAGUCGGGACGCUUUAUGAAGCUCCUCCCUGAUUAUGAGCAUAUGGACUAUCGGGACGUGUACACACACUUGUUACAUCCCUAUAGACACAUCCUGGGUCUCUGGCAGCCUGAUAUCGGCCCCUAUGGAGGACUGCUGAAUGUGGUGGUUGAUGGUCUAUUCAUCAUAGGCUGGAUGUAUUUACCACCCCAUGAUCCCCGUGUGGAGGACCCCAUGCGUAGACGGCCCCUUUUCCGUAUACAUAUGUGGGAGAAAAACAAAGCCACAGUAGAAUGUAUGUACGGACAUAAGGGCCCUCAUAAAGGAGACAUUCAGACUGUGAAGAAAGAUGAAUUUUCCACCAAAUGCAACCAGACCGAUCACCAUCGGAUGCCUGGAGGAAGGCAAGAGGAAUUCAGAACAUGGUUGGAGGAGGAAUGGGGACGAACGCUGGAGGACAUUUUCCACGAGCACAUGCAGGAGUUGAUCCUCAUGAAGUUCAUUUACACCAGCCAAUACGAUAAUUGCCUGACGUACCGGCGGAUCUAUCUGCCCCCGUGCCUGCCUUCAGACCUCCUGCAGCCGGGCCUCUUCAAAGGGACGUACGGCAGUCACGGCCUGGAGAUUAUCAUGCUGAGCUUCCAUGGCUCCAACGCCAAAGCCACCAAACUUACUGGGGACCCCAAUGUCCCGGCAGGUCAGCUGACGUUAGAAGUCGACCUGAACCGGCCGGUGCGUCUACCAGACCUGGAGACCCAGCGCAACAUGGAAGAGCUGUCCCGUCUGGUGCGGGGGGUGCACGAGGAGGCCCAGAGCGCCUCACAGGUCCGGGACGCCCCUGCAGAGGGGGCGGAGGGCUCAGAUUCAGCGCCCCCUGCUGGAGCGGAGGGGGUCGAGCCGGGAGAACCUGAACCUCAACCUUUCGUGCUGCCUCUGGGGGUCAUGGCCCGUAAUGAAGUGUACCCUCGCACCUGCAAGAAGUGUUUUUACGGGACUGGCUUGAUCGCUGGCCACGGCUUCACGAGUCCGGAGCGCACGCCGGGUCUGUUCGUCCUGUUCGAUGGCGACCGCUUUGGCUUCAUUUGGCUGGAGCUGAAGUCCUUCAGCCUGUACAGCCGUCUGAGCGACCAGCUGCCCCACGCUCAGGCUCCCAGCAUGCAGCGCUUCGAGGCCAUGCUCCGCAACAUGCAGUCGUGGACGUCCUGAUAGCCAACCUCACACUACUGUAGCCAUCAGGCACACACUCUGGUAUUGCGCUCUCCGCCACAGACCCCACCGGGACACACACACACACACACACACACACACACACACUCCCGCUUGCAUCCGCACAGCUGUAUUCACAGCCACACGCCCAUACGGUUGUAUUAUAUAAGGCCUUUCUUAUCAGCUUUUUAAUUAAGUUAUUUUUGUAACCUGGAAAUGGCGCCGAAGAUGACGACAAUGUGAAAACUCACCCGUAUACUCUGCUGAGCGUGCCUCUGACACCUUUAUCCAGACUCGAAAUCCUGUGCUUU